AACGCGGUGAAAAUAAAAUAGAAAGAGCGAUGAUUAUUCAUUUCAGAUCCUAACGUGAAAUCUCCUCUGUGUUGUUUCUCGAUCUGUAUUACAUUCUUCUACCAGAUUUCAAUAUCAUCGCCAGGAAGAUCCGGAAAUGGCAACGGAGAUCGGAGAGAUGUCUCCCCCGGAGACGACGGCGAGUCUGCUCUCCCUCGCUUCCGCCUCUCAGCAACCGUACGUCUCCGAGCUCCUCUCCUUCACUCUCGAUCGUCUCCACAAGGAGCCGGAGCUGCUUCGAGUGGACGCGGAGCGGAUCCAGAGGCAAAUGCAAGAGGUCGCGGUUGGGAACUACCGCGCGUUUAUCACCGCUGCGGAUGCGUUGCUCGCGAUCCGCCAGGAAGUUUCCUCAAUCGAUAAGCAUCUCGAGUCUCUGAUUGGUGAAGUCCCGAAACUAACGUCUGGCUGCACAGAGUUUAUCGAGUCUGCGGAGAAUAUUCUGGAGAAGAGGAAGAUGAACCAGGCUUUGCUGGCAAAUCACAGUACUCUGCUUGACUUGCUUGAGAUUCCUCAGCUUAUGGAUACAUGCGUGAGAAACGGAAACUUUGACGAAGCGCUUGACCUGGAAGCAUUUGUGUCGAAACUUGCAACUAUGCAUCCCAAAUUGCCUGUGAUCCAAGCACUUGCAGCGGAGGUUCGACAGACAACUCAGUCACUUCUCUCACAGCUUCUCCAGAAACUGCGCUCAAAUAUACAGUUGCCAGAAUGUCUCCGGAUUAUUGGAUACUUAAGGCGAAUAGGAGUCUUUGGCGAGUAUGAAAUGCGAUUACAGUUCUUAAGAUGCCGUGAGGCAUGGCUCACUGGAAUUCUCGAGGAUCUAGACCAGAAAAAUGCUUAUGAGUAUUUAAAAGGCAUGAUAAACUGCCACAGAAUGCACCUCUUUGAUGUGGUUAAUCAAUAUCGAGCUAUCUUUGCCGAUGAUACAUCGGGGAGCGAAGAAAAUUACGAUGGUGGACUUCUGUUUAGCUGGGCCAUGCAUCAGAUAACAUCGCACCUGAAGACUCUGAAAAUUAUGCUCCCAAAGAUAACUGAAGGAGGAUCUCUAUCAAAUAUUUUGGAUCAGUGCAUGUACUGUGCAAUGGGGCUUGGUUGGGUUGGGCUAGACUUCCGGGGCUUGCUUCCUCCUCUUUUUGAAGAGGCGGUUCUAAACAUGUUUUCCAAGAACAUGAGCACAGCAGUUGAGAAUUUCCAAUUAGUUUUGGACUCGCAUCGAUGGGUUCCGUUGCCAUCUGUUGGCUUCCCAUCAAGUGGUAUUAAUGACGAUAGCAAAGAUGACGUCACACCUCCAUCAUACUUGAUGGAACACCCGCCUCUUGCAGUUUUCAUAAACGGUGUAUCUGCUGCUUUGAACGAACUACGUCCUUGUGCCCCGCUAAGUCUAAAGAAUGUGAUUGCUCAUGAAUUGAUCAAAGGGCUUCAGGCUGUCUCUGACUCCUUGCUAAGAUACAACACAACUCGGAUGCUUCGACUCAAUGAAUCCAAUCUCUUCCUCUCACUUUGCCGAGCUUUCGUCGAGGUGGUGUUUCCACAUUGCGCCACAUGCUUUGGCCGGUGUUACCCAGGUGGUGCUAGUAUAGUUAUGGAUGCCAAGAGUGCAUACGAAGGUCUAAGUCGCAUCUUAGCCGCUUCGUCCUCUCCAGAACCAUCCAACAAACUAGCAAAGACCAUCAGCAUCGACGCAACGAGUGCAUCAGAGAACGGUGUAACGUCCCAAGCCGAAGAAAAACAAGUGGAGAGUCCGAACGAGAAAGAAGAGAACAGUCCCGUUCCCUUGCAGAUUCCUGAGACAACACAAGACGAGUCUUGAGAAUUUUCUUAAUUUUUCUUUUGAAGGAAUUCUCAAAAAAAAGAGAGAGUGAAAAUUAAUACAUCAAUAGAUUAUCUAUAGUAUAAAUUUCAUUGCACUAUGUUUGGAGACUUGGAUUCAAAUCGUAUAUGAUUUGUUUAUUUAGUGUUUUGAUUGUUUUCUAAUGUAAAAUCCACUAAUAACUUUGGUCCCGUUCUUCAGAUGUCACAUAUAUAUUUUUGAAGA
Molecule: messenger RNA, 2071 nt
Organism: Brassica napus (rape)
Lineage: Eukaryota; Viridiplantae; Streptophyta; Magnoliopsida; Brassicales; Brassicaceae
Product: conserved oligomeric Golgi complex subunit 8
Exons: 12
Coding region: 137-1846 (569 amino acids)
Biological process (GO): intra-Golgi vesicle-mediated transport
Cellular component (GO): COG complex
Source: RefSeq, a predicted model, not a curated record